Molecule: messenger RNA, 2761 nt
Organism: Rhea pennata
Lineage: Eukaryota; Metazoa; Chordata; Aves; Rheiformes; Rheidae
Gene: PITPNB
Product: phosphatidylinositol transfer protein beta
Exons: 11
Coding region: 39-857 (272 amino acids)
Biological process (GO): phospholipid transport
Cellular component (GO): cytoplasm
Molecular function (GO): phosphatidylinositol transfer activity; phosphatidylinositol binding; phosphatidylcholine binding
Source: RefSeq, a predicted model, not a curated record
CCGGCGGCGCGUGCGCAGUGCGGGCCUGCGCGGGGAAGAUGGUGCUGACCAAGGAAUUCCGAGUGGUUUUACCUUGCUCAGUGCAAGAGUAUCAAGUCGGGCAACUUUAUUCUGUGGCUGAAGCUAGUAAAAAUGAAACAGGAGGUGGUGAAGGAAUUCAGGUCUUAAAAAAUGAGCCUUAUGAAAAGGAUGGCGAAAAGGGACAAUAUACCCACAAAAUCUAUCAUUUGAAGAGUAAAGUUCCUGGGUUUGUAAGGAUGAUUGCUCCAGAAGGCUCCCUGGUGUUCCAUGAGAAGGCUUGGAAUGCAUAUCCAUAUUGUAGAACAAUUGUGACAAAUGAAUACAUGAAAGAUGACUUCUUCAUAAAAAUUGAGACCUGGCAUAAACCAGAUUUGGGGACAUCAGAAAAUGUGCACAAUUUGGAUCCAAACACAUGGAAGAGCGUUGAAGUUGUCCAUAUUGACAUUGCAGAUAGAACUCAAGUAGAACCAGGAGACUACAAAGCUGAUGAAGACCCAGCAUUAUUCCAGUCUGUUAAGACCAAGAGAGGACCUUUAGGGCCAAACUGGAAGAAAGAGUUAGCAGCUGAUGAAGACUGUCCUAAAAUGUGUGCUUACAAGUUGGUGACUAUCAAAUUUAAGUGGUGGGGAUUGCAGAACAAAGUUGAAAACUUUAUCCAAAAGCAAGAAAAAAGGAUAUUUACCAACUUUCAUCGCCAGCUGUUCUGUUGGAUUGACAAAUGGAUUGAUCUGACUAUGGAAGACAUUAGGAGAAUGGAGGAUGAAACACAAAAGGAGCUGGAAGCGUUACGUAAUCGAGGCCAAGUGAGAGGAACAAGUGCUGCCAAUGAUGAAUGAUGAUGGAUUUAACCGUCAAAUGCAGUGUUGAUAUACAAAUGUGUGUGUGGAUGCAUGAUUAUUUGUAUAUAAUUAUAUAUACGCACAUGCAUACUGAAGGGGGUUGUUACAGUGUCUCCAGGGUACUAUACCUAUCCUCAACAAAGAUGCAAAGGAAACUGCUUUCAUUAUGUAUACCUGAAGCAAAUAAAAAAUCAACUGAGUAGUGUCAUUUAAAGGAUGAAUUAACUGCAGAAUUAUGCUAACUGGUAUGUUUCAUGAAUGUCAAUACUGGACCAAUUUAUUCCGUACUUGUUUUUUUCCUGUCUUGAGUCAUUCUGCUAUAACUUGCCCAUAUCUCAUUGUAAAGAAACAAAUUCAAAAAACAGAUUCAAUUUUGUGUCUUCCCUAUGUGAUUAUUUUUGGAAUAGGAACAAUGAAUGUAUUUAUAGCUAUUUAUUUCUGGGUUGUCAUUAUCCUAUAGUCAAAACAGAAAUUUUCUUCUAUUAGUGGAAAUUGGAGGACUUUUAUUAUUGAAUGAGUUUGACUCAAACUUUACCCCUUCACUGAUUUGAAAAAAACAAAAAACACAUUUUAUUGGACUUUUGUACAUUGAAAUGCUGAUGUUUUUUCUUCAUUAAAAUUGGCAAGAUUAAGGAAAAAUGGCUUGUGAUUUAUAAAAUAAUUGUGAUUUGAAAACUUCUAGAAACUAGCUUUUUAGGCAAAGCAACUGACAAUAUUUAUAGACUCUUUCAAGUAUAUGCUAGGCCAUGCAGUAAAAGUGUGAAGGGAUUGCCCUUCUCUAAAGUAACACUUCCUGUUAGUGAAAUUGCUGUUUUCCAAAGUUUCAGUUUGGAAACUAUGCAAAUGGUCUUGAUUUCACACACAUUACGCAAUGGAAUAUAAUUGUGAUUUUUAGCUCUUUUCAUGUUGAAAAUACACUUUAAAAGAGAUGUAUACUUUCAGAUAUGAUGAAAGUUUAAAAUUGUAGCAUCUGACAUGUUUCUCUGAUAUUUGUUAGGAGUAGACACAUAAAAAGAAAGAUGAUAUAAUAAAGACCUCUUGUAGAUAACUCUUAAAUAGGAAAAUGUCUUCAGCAUUUUUUAAGAAAAUAUUCAGAUAGAGCAUAUCAUAGAUGUAUAUUAUCAAAAAGCUUGCUAGAGCAGAAAAAUUAUUUUAGAAACACUAGUUAGAUAAAGGUCUAUUAAUGCCUAGUUUCCUCCCAGCAUCCCCAGAAACCUCUGUAGGGCAAGCCUUGCUUUAAGCAUCCAGCUCCUUUCUAAUCCCACAUACAUCCAAGUAUUUUGGAAUCAUGGUUGACUUAAUUUGCUUACAAAAGGAGUGGUCUGAUUUCCAUUACAGUGACAAAAUUUGCCUGGACUCCAAGAGUAGCAGGACCAGGUCUGCCGCAUGACUCGCCCUGCCAGUGCACCUGCCUGCCUGGACUGCCAGGCACUGAAGUGUCUGCCAACGCGUGGACAUAUUUUUGUGCAUCUCUCCAGCAUAAUUUCACCCUCUUACCUUCCACACAGCAAAGUUAAUCUUUUUCCUGUAUGGAUUAGCAGUUUAAAUGGAUGUUUCCUCUCUGUACCAUCAGGAGGUUGGUUUUGUAAAUAUACAUACACAUGUGCACGCACACAGACACAUGAUUUUAAAACUGUUUGCUACCAGGAGGGCUGUUGCAAGCCUGGGAACCUAAGGGCUCAAUUCUCCUUUCAGUGCUGGAAUGUAAGUUCCACUGUCAUUAAUGUAAGUCAUAAUGGAAACUGAGGGAAAGGGACCCUACACCUUUCAUGUUUUUGGACUAGUUGUGACAAUUUGAGAGAAUCUUGUAGUGAAUGUAAAAUGUUUAGUUUACUUUGGCAGUCUCUGGUGUGACCUACAGUAAAACAGUCAAAUUUAAUUAAAUAAAUUUGAUCAUAAAA